GAACCAUCAGCCCAUACAUUCGCUAAAAAAAACAGCGCGGAGACGCGGAACGGGGAUCCAACCCAUGCUAUUAAGUCUCCAUGUGUAUUCCAGUUGGUAUCGCCUCCAUGCCGUGGCUAUGCUUUGGGCUUUCUCCUGGCCGAAGUGUUCUGCUAAUUGCUUUGCGAUCGACUCUGUCGAGAGCAAUGUCCCGUACAGGUCAAAAGCAACGAUAAUCUGCUUGUGAGACAUCGUGGCAGUAAGAUAAUGGGCAAUUUCUUUUUCACCGGUCAGGGCUCAGGAGAGAUGGCAAAAGAUAUCGGAAGAAGGUGAAAGAGGCGACUCUGUACCUGGCAAUGAUGUCAAAUCUUUGUCCCGUCGGAGUAGUUGAAAAGCGGGGUCAUCCGGCUGCGAUGAUCAUGAUAUAUGAAUAUAUCCUUUCCACGCGGAGCUGAACAUCCCCAGAGAACCCUGCGACUGGAAGCGCACACUCCCCCAUGAGUCUCCACGGCGACGGUGGGAGCAAUUACGAAGUAUUCAGGGAGUGUGUCUCAGGGGCCAUUGUCGCCAAGUCGGAGACGAAGCCCGACAAAGCCUCUAAAAAGAGAGCUCAGAAGACAAAGCGUGGUUCGAAGAGAAGCGCUGCUGAUCAGGCAGUCGUAGCUGACAGAGCUAACCCCGAGGAAUUAGCUGAUUUCAUUGAUUUCAUAGCAUCAGAAGCAUUCCCCUCUCUGCCGGACGAGCUGCAAACCCUCUCCUACUCCGCAAUCCAACAUGACAGUUCCCUGGCUAGUAAAUACACAGUGCCUAUCCCGCGCCCACUCCUCGAUUCGGUAACGGCGGCAAUACCUGUAUCAGUUGCUGAAUCCCUAUCCGUCUACGGUCUCAUACCCGACUCUUCAGACCUGCCCGACUUCUUCAACCCUGUCCUCAACGAGUACGUAUCCGGUGUAACCACCGGACCACCCGCAUGGGCUAGUACACGCGCAGAUGCCUGCGAGAUCUGCGAGAGGGACUGGAUCCCGUUGUCAUAUCAUCAUCUGAUACCGAGGAGUGUGCACGCGAAAGUGCUGAAGAAGGGUUGGCAUGAUGAGUGGAUGCUGAAUAGCGUCGCUUGGCUGUGUAGAGCUUGCCAUAGCUUUGUGCAUCGCAUGGCGAGUAAUGAAGAGUUGGCUAGGGAGUGGUUCACUGUUGAUAGGAUCUUGGAGAGGGAGGAUGUACAGGAGUGGGCGAAAUGGGUUGGAAAGGUGAGAUGGAAGGCAAAGUAAGCCGAUACCCUGGUCACCAAGCGACUCGGGGUUAGAAGUAAAUUGUACGACGCCUCCUAUAGAGGGCCAGAAAUGUCUUUACUCGAAAGUAAACAUGUGUAUACGUUCUUGGAUUUGUUUAAUAGACAUUAUGUAUCAUUAUGAACGAUCAUGAAUUGGUUUCAUAGUCAUCUAUAUAGGGUCGUCGAUCCUUAAAAAAGUGUAUUGUACAUGUAUAAAGCUCUCGCCAGGAGCAGAGUAAUCUAGUAAUAGCA
Molecule: messenger RNA, 1501 nt
Organism: Paecilomyces variotii
Lineage: Eukaryota; Fungi; Ascomycota; Eurotiomycetes; Eurotiales; Thermoascaceae
Exons: 2
Coding region: 477-1247 (256 amino acids)
Source: RefSeq, a predicted model, not a curated record